Molecule: messenger RNA, 5160 nt
Organism: Orycteropus afer afer
Lineage: Eukaryota; Metazoa; Chordata; Mammalia; Tubulidentata; Orycteropodidae
Source: RefSeq, a predicted model, not a curated record
AUGUCAUUAGACUUUGGCAGUGUGGCCCUUCAGACACAAAAUGAAGAUGAAGACUAUGACAAAGAAGACUAUGAAAGAGAGAAAGAGCUGCAGCAGUUACUCACAGACCUUCCUCAUGACAUGCUGGAUGAUGACCUGUCCUCCCCGGAGCUCCACUCUUCUGACUGCAGCGAGGAUGGCACAGAGGGAGAAGCACAUCAUUCUCAGAAAUCAGAGAUGACCUGGAAUGAGCAUCAAGUGCUGCCUAAAUCUCAAAGUGACUAUAACGACACCCGGGAUUUAUAUGUUGGAGAGAAAUGCGGCAAUGGUUGGGGAGAGAAUCCAAGUGAAAAUGAGGACCGGCAACGUAGGUUCCAUCCGGAAGAAAUUGGAGAUGAAGGUGGAAGUGGUUAUAGUCCUCCAAGUAAAUAUGAGCAAACUGAUUUAUAUCACCUUCCUGAAAACUUUAGGCCAUACACCAAUGGUCAGAAGCAGGAAUUUGAUAACCAACCAACCAGUGUAAUUAAUUUUUCAGAUCCUCAAAGGAACCAUUUUCAGAGUCCCAGUUGUCAAGCUUUGGAACCUUAUAAAGUGACAUAUAAACCCUUUCAGUCUUCUGCCCAGAAUAAUGGAUCACCAGUGCAGGAAAUAGCACAAAGGGACUCAUUUGAAGGACUACAGCAACAGUUUUUAGGAGCUAAUGAAAAUUCUGCAGACAAUAUGCAGAUUAUUCAACUUCAGGUUCUUAACAAAGCCAAAGAAAGACAACUAGACAAUUUAGUUGAAAAAUUAAAUGAAAGUGAACGUCAAAUUAGAUAUUUGAAUCAUCAACUUCUGAUAAUUAGAGAUGAAAAGGAUGGUUUGACUGUCAGUCUUCAAGAAUCACAGAAACUUUUUCAGAAUGGAAAAGAGAGAGAGAUACAACUUGAAGCACAAAUAAAAGCACUGGAAACCCAAAUACAGGCGUUUAAAGUCAAUGAAGAGCAGAUGAUCAAGAAGUCCCGAACAACUGAAAUGGCUCUAGAAAGCCUGAAGCAGCAACUGCUGGACCUUCAUCAUUCUGAGUCACUUCAUCGAGCUAGAGAGCAGCACGAGAGCAUCGUUAUGGGUCUCACAAAGAAGUAUGAAGAGCAAGUGUUGUCCUUACAGAAGAAUUUGGAUGCUACAGUUACCGCACUUCAAGAACAGGAAGAUACUUGCUCUCAUUUGAAAGAUCACAUAAAACAACUGGAAAGGAAUCAAGAAACAAACAAAUUAGAAAAGACUGAGAUCAUUAACAGGUUAACAAGAAGUCUAGAGGAGAGUCAAAAGCAAUGUGCCAGCUUGUUGCAGUCAGGCUCAGUACAAGAGGUGGCUCAACUACGGCUACAGUUACAGCAGGCACAAAAGGCAUACACGAUGAGUGAAAACAUGAACAAGGCUUUUCAGGAAGAAUUAACAGAACUGAAAAAUGAAAUUUCUCUCUAUGAAUCUGCUGCAAAACUAGGAAUACUUCCGAGUGACUCAGAAGGAGAAUUAAAUAUAGAACUCACUGAAUCAUAUGUGGAUUUGGGUAUUAAAAAAGUCAACUGGAAAAAAUCCAAAAUUAACAGUGUUAUGCAGCAAGAGGAACCAAAUGAAGAGCUUUCCAAAGAAGAGGUCAUUCUGAAGCUGAAAGCAGAAGUACAGCGUUUGCUGGGUAGCAACUCGGUGAAGCGCCAUCUGGUUUCCCAGUUGCAGAACGAGCUCAAAGACUGUCAUAAAAAAAUUGAAGAUCUCCAGCAAGUGGAUAAGGAUGAGAAAAGCAUCGAGGUUGAGACUAAAACAGGUGGCUCAGAAAAGCCAACUAAUCAAUUAUGGCCCAGCUCUUCUACUUCUGACAUGAUGGUCAGAGAUGACAUUCUGCGACUUAAAAAUGAAAUUCAGGUUUUACAACAAGAAAACCAGGAGCUUAAAGAAACUGAAGGAAAACUGAGAAAUAUAAAUCAAGACUUAUGUAAUCAAAUGAGACAAAUGAUGCAAGAUUUUGACCGUGAUAAACAAGAAGCUAUGGAGAGGUGUGAGAGGACUUACCAGCAGCACCAUGAAGCCAUGAAAACCCAGAUACGGGAGAGCCUGUUAGCAAAGCAUGCUUUGGAGAAGCAGCAGCUCUUUGAGGUUUACGAGGGAACUCGCUUGCAACUUAGGUCUGACUUAGAUAAGAUGAAUAAGGAGAUGGCUGCUGUGCAGGAAUGCUACCUGGCAGUGUGCAGAGAGAAGGAUAAUCUUGAAUUGAACCUCAGGAAGACCAUUGAGAAGGAGCAGCAAUCACAGGAGGAGAAGAUCAAACAAGAACUCACUCAACGUCUUGAAAAGGAGUGGCAGUCUAAGCUGGAGCAAACACUAAAGGAAAUGAAAAAGAAGACCUCCGAUUAUGGUAGCCAAACUGACCGAGUAACCACCAUUGAUGUUCUUUCCAAGAAAGAGAUGGCAAUGGUGGUAGAAGAGCAGAAGCAAAAAAUCCAGCAACAGUUAGAGCAAGAGAAGGAAAAAGCUCUCAAGGAGGGCUUGAAGAAACUUGAAAUUGAGUUAGAACUCAAGUAUUGUGACAAUAUUGCCAAACAGGUAGAAAUAGCUGUGCAAAAUGCUCGCCAUCGAUGGCUGGAGGAACUGCCUGAGCUUGCAGAGUAUAAAGCACAUGUCAGAGCAGAGCAGAAGAAAUGGGAAGAACAGCAAGAGAUUUCUGUGGCCAAACGGAUAUUGUUUGCUGUUUCUGAAGCUAAAGAGAAAUGGAAAAGUGAGCUUGAAGAUAUGAAGAAAAAUGUAAUACCUGGAAAGGAACUGGAAGAGAAAAUCCAUUCUCUUGAGAGGGAACUCGAGUUAAAGGACAAGGAGGUCCCUGUGGUUGUGAGGGCUGAGUUGGCUAAAGCUCGGAGUGAAUGGAACAAAGCAAAGCAAGAAGAAAUCCACAGAAUUCAAGAACAAAAUGAACAAGAUUAUCGGCAGUUUUUAGAUGAUCAUCGAAAUAAAAUUAAUGAGGUGCUUGCAGCAGCUAAAGAAGACUUUAUGAAACAAAAAACUGAACUUCUUCUUCAGAAGGAGACAGAAUUACAAACAUGUUUAGACCAGAGUCGCAGAGAAUGGACUAUGCAGGAAGGGAGGAGGAUCCAAGUGGAAAUUUAUCAGUAUGAAGAAGAUGUCCUAACCAUACUUGAAUUUCUCUUAAGAGGUGCCCAAAAUGAACAUGUUGGUGGUUCAGAAGGCAAGCAGCUUUUGGAAGUUAUGUCGACUUGUUCUUCAAAAUGGGUGUCUGUGCAAUAUUUUGAAAAACUAAAGGCCUGCAUACAGAAAGUAUUUCAAGAUAUACUCUUUCCACUUACAGAAAAUGCUGGUCCGCAGUGGGAAAAGAAAAAUAUAGCUAAGAUCUCUAAGGAUCCUGCGAGCGGGUGCACUGGCAAAGGAGACCCUGGAGCCUUGGAAGCCUUUCCUGUACCCACUUCUGGACACCAUGCUCAGCCCUUGGCCUUGCAAGAAACAGAAGCAGAAGCUGAUAAGAAAAAAAUCCUUGAAAUUAAAGAUUCAUGCUGUGGACACUGCUUCCAAGAACUUGAAAAGGCAAAACAAGAAUGUCAAGAUCUGAAAAGAAAACUGGAGAAAUGUUGUAGGCACCUUCAGCAUUUAGAAAGGAAGCACAAAGCUGUAGUGGAAAAAAUCGGAGAAGAGAAUAAUAAAGUUGUUGAAGAAUUAAUAGAUGAAAACAAUGACAUGAAGAAUAAAUUGGAAGAACUGAAAAAACUUAGUAAAACACCACCAAGGUCAUUGUCAGAAGGGGCUGUUGAAAAUUCUUGCAUGCUCUGCAAUGGGAAGGCCUUGGAAGAACUUCGUGGGCAAUACAUUAAAGCUGUAAAAAAAAUUAAGCGUGAUAUGCUCCACUACAUCCAGGAGAGUAAGGAAAGAGCUGCUGAAAUGGUGGAAGCAGAGGUGUUACGGGAACGUCAAGAAACCGCCCGAAAGAUGCGCAAAUAUUACUUGAUUUGCCUCCAACAGAUUUUGCAGGAUAAUGGAAAACAGGAAGGGGCCGAUAAAAAGAUUAUGAAUGCUGCUAGCAAACUUGCUACAAUGGCAAAAUUGCUGGAAACACCUAUUUCUAAAAGAACCCAGAGCAAAACUACAGAGUCUGCACUGCCUCUGACUUCAGAGAUGCUGAUUGGAGUUAAAAAAUCAAAAACGGAUGAUGUGAAUCAGAAUAUACCCAGCUACCUUGAAAGCAAAUCAAACGGUAUGAAAACGACCCCCAGAAGUAUGUGCGAACAAGUCCCUAAGAAGAAGCCUGCCUGUAACCUAGGAAGGCGAUUAGAGGACGCUGAGCAUGGCGACACAAGGCUUGUGGGUUCCAAAGGGUCCCAUUCAGACUCUCAGUUUGGGGAUAACAGCUGCAGUAAGCUAGAUAUUUUACCAGGGAAUGUUUCUCCUGAGUUUGUUCCUUGUGAAGGUGAAAGAGGCUUUGUUCUGCACAAUAAGAAAGAUCUACUCAGUGAUACUGGCUCUGAAUCACUUCUGCAUUCGGCUGCAUACCCCUUUCUUGAAACUUUGAGAAAUAAACCCUCACCUAGAUGUACCCCAGGUCUUUCUGAAUCUCGAUCCACACAUACAACCUUUCAAGGGCUUAAUGAAAGACCUGGUUUAAAAGUUUAUAAAUGCAGUCCACUGAUGGAAAGUGAAAAUGCCACAUCUGAGAAAAGUCAAGGGUUGAGUAUUCAGGAAACUCCAGUUAAGGAUGGAGGGGAUCUUAGUGUCUCUUUAGACUGGAGUUCCAACAGUGCAACUUUACCCUGUAACAGUCAUGAAGUGUCAUUUUCACAUAAUGGACCACACGGAACUCUGGAUUCACCAACUGAAUCUGUUAAAUUCAAACAGUUUUCAGCAACUAAUUGCCUUUCAGCUCUAGAGAAAAGUGAUAGGAUUUGUAAACUGAUGAACUGUCAGAGUGAUCAUGCUCCAGACCUGUCAGAAGAAACCAUGUAUUUGCAGCCAGAGAAGAUCAGUAUGACUCUUGGACACCCACCUCAUCAUACAGCUGAUCUAUUAAAGUCAGAUUUAAAAAAACUCAGCAGUACAGUGCCAUCAACUUCAGUGUAUCAGCAGCCUUCAAGAAAAUUAAUCCCUCCCCUAGCUAGCCAACAAGACAGUGGCUUUGAUAGUCCACUUGUCAAUCUAGACUAG